Messenger RNA from Prunus mume (Japanese apricot), 1539 nucleotides. The record is from RefSeq and is a predicted model, not a curated record. Lineage: Eukaryota; Viridiplantae; Streptophyta; Magnoliopsida; Rosales; Rosaceae.
AUGGAAGACCAAGAAACUCUAAGAAACAAUCUCCUUGACUCCUUGGAUCAAAUAAUUGAGCAGAGUCAAUCAAGUUUUGGGUGGAAGCAGUUCUUGCAAGCCAUCCUUGUCUCUUUGGCUUCACUUUUUGAUGGCCAACAAACAUUCAUCAGUGUCUAUACAGAUGCUGUGCCUUCAUGGCACUGCUCCACUGCCACCACAUCAUCAUCAUCAUCAUCAUGCACCACAAGCUCCAGCAUCUGUGAUCUUCCCAGCUCUGAUUGGUCCUGGGAUGCAAUUUCCUCCCAUACAAUCAUAUCUGAUUGGGACCUGCAAUGUUCAAGCUCUUUCAUCAGAGGCAUCCCUGCCUCAUCUUAUUUCUUGGGUGGUGUGGUUGGUGGGUUCCUUCUAGGCACUCUAGCUGACUCUUCACUUGGCCGCAAGAAGCUGCUCUUGAUCUCAAGCAUCACAAUGUCUUUAGCUUCUUUUCUUACCAUCUUCUCCCCAAACAUUUGGGUUUACUCUGCAGUGAGAUUUGUUAGCGGGUUCGGCCGCUCGUCAAUCAGUACAUGUGUUCUUGUGUUGUUGAUGGAAAAAGUUGGAAGAAAAUGGAGGCCUAGAUUAGGAAUUAUGCAGUUCUUUUUUUUCACUCUGGGGUUUUUGUCAUUGCCAUUGAUUGCUUAUGUUAACAGAGAUAACUCAUGGAGAGCUCUGUAUUUGUGCACUUCAAUUCCUGCAAUUCUUUACUGCAUAUUGCUUCAAUUCUUUGUAACUGAGUCUCCAAGAUGGCUUUAUAUGCAUGGUUUUGUGGAAGAAGCUAUAGCAAUACUGGAAAAAUCUUCAGCACCAAACUACCCAAGUGAGUUGAAAUUGUUGUUGGUCUCAACAGGCAUGCCAUCUGAGGGGGUGGAGGAAACUUCAAAGACUAACAAUCACCCAUACAAGUCAAUGAAGGACUUGUUUGCCAAAAGAUGGGCUAUGAAGAGAACACUAACAGUUAUGGUACUUGGUUUUGGCAUUGGAAUGGUUUAUUAUGGCAUGCCAUUAGGAGUUGGAAAUUUGGGCUUCAAUAUUUAUCUAAUUGUCAUGUUCAAUGCUUUGCUAGAAAUACCUUCAUAUCCAAUCACUUGCAUCAUUUUAGAAAGAUGGAGCAGGAAAUAUUCAGUGCUUGCAUUUUGCUUGGUAAGUGGGAUAUGUGGCAUUUUGUGUGCAAUUGUUGGAAAUGGGCAAAAGGGUAUUAGAAUUGGGCUGGAAUUGGCUUCUUUCUUCUGUUCAAGAACAGCAUGGAAUUUGAUCUCCAUGUUUACAGUUGAGUUGUUUCCAACUUGUGUGAGAAAUUCUGCUACAUCUCUGCUGAGGCAAUCUUAUGUGCUGAGUGCUGUGUUCAGUUCAAUACUGGUUUCUGUAGGGAGCAACAAUGGGUUUCUUUCUUAUGGAGUUUUUGGGUUGGCUAUAUUUUUUUCUGGGUUUUUUGUGGCUUGUUUGCCAGACACGAGGGGAGGAACGCUUUGUGACACCAUGGAAGAACAAGAAGGCAAAGAGAAGAUGAUUUUGGGAUGA